This is a messenger RNA of Fusarium redolens, 483 nucleotides long. RefSeq lists its product as uncharacterized. The record is from RefSeq and is a predicted model, not a curated record. The transcript has 2 exons. Lineage: Eukaryota; Fungi; Ascomycota; Sordariomycetes; Hypocreales; Nectriaceae. Bases 1 to 483 code for a protein of 160 amino acids.
AUGAGCGAACCCAAAGAUAGGCAUUGGUUACAUGUCAUUUUCCACAUCAAAGACAAGGUCACAUCAGACCCUAUGCCAAAGCUAUUAAGACUUCUGAAGGAUAAGGAGGCCGUCGACGAAUGGACCUUUGAAUUGCGAGAGAGGGAUACCAUUCUUCAAAUGACAAUCAGUCACCACUAUAAAGCUCAUCACUUUACAAAAAACAUACCCAUCAACACGACAAACAGACACAUCCUCAAAAUGCCGAAUUCUUCUGAGACCACUGUUUUCACCCGAACGGGUAACACUGCCGGCGUCCAAGAGAGUGUCCAGAAGCUCGCUGAUGAGUGGAAGGGAAAGGGGAUCAAGAUUGAGACCGGUCCCAACAAGAUCACUUUCAUCACGCCACCUGGAGGUCAGCGCGCAAGUGAUUACUCGGUGAAGAACUUUCGAGCCCGUAUGGAAAAGGAUGGCUUGUGGAGCGAUUGGAAGGUUGCUAAAUGA